AUGUUCCUUACAGCGAAAUUUAGCCAGUUGCUCGGAUAUGCUUCUAUGGGGUGUUGGCUCGGUGCCCAAUUUCCACAAGUCAUAGAGAAUCACAAACGACAGUCGUGCGAGGGCCUCGCCCUACCGUUCUUGUGUAACUGGCUGCUCGGCGACUUUUCAAAUUUAAUUGGUUGUUUGCUCACCCACCAGCUUCCCUUCCAGACUUACCUUGCGACCUACUUUUGCAUAGUGGAUUGCUCGUUGCUGGCUCAAUACUUUUACUAUGGUGGAGGGCCAGCAACACCAUCCGAGGUUUAUGUACGCACACGGUCACGGACUAUCUCCACUGCUCGUCGACUCUCAUUAGACGCAUCGCACUAUCGCACAUUAUCUGCAGUCGCGGGAAAUGUUGCCGCAGCUGCAGCAUUAGCCGCGUUCCCCGAUCCACUUCCUGAACAUCGUGUCACACGGAAGCAUCUUACGGACCAACCCCUCGAUGGCGCAGCACCCCAAGUUGCCGAAGAAGCGCAGGAUGAGGUUGAUGAUGCUGUCUUGUCCGCACUCUCAGAAAGUUUCCACUCUGGGCGGAAACGCGUUUCAUGGAGCCAAGAACGCCGUGAUCAUCAGCCGAGUUCUCGCAGUCAGGCGCCGGUCGUUCCCAAAUCAUUGCAAAUAACAUCUCAGCGCGAGUUCGCAGCAUCUGCACGGGGUCGUCCAGAGCAGCGUGUGGCAGAUGUGGACGAGGUUGAGGUUGGGGUUGAGCAGCCCGGCUCGCGUGCAGCGAGUGGCCAUAGGGCCAGUUCGCGUGCGAGUCGACGCGGGGCAAGCAUGGUCUUGCUCGGAUUUGGGGCGCUGUUUAGUGUUGGAGCUCUAACCAACGCUCACUCCAGAUCUUUUGCAGAGAGGAGUGACAGCAUCGGACGAGUGCUAGUGGAUGAGGUUGUUUUACCACAUCCAAUGACAGCAUCUUCCGUGCAGGAUGCGGCCUACCAUUCGUCAUCAGGAGUUGUGACGGUGGAAUUCCCUUUGACACUUAGCCAGAACGAGCUGCAAUCUCAAUCAGAAGAGUCCCCCUCAGCGGAACGUAUCAUUGGACGAAUAUUUGCCUGGCUGUGUACUUCACUGUAUUUGACUUCUCGGCUUCCUCAGAUAUGGAAAAACUAUGCCAGGAAGUCUGUUGAGGGACUCUCGAUGUAUCUCUUUGUCUUCGCUUUCCUUGGCAACUUUUUCUACGUCUGUUCGAUCUUGACAUCUCCAGAGGCCCACAUGCCUCCACCUGCAUCAACCAAAUUUUUCAAGGAGAGCAUCCCAUACCUACUGGGAAGUGGCGGCACGUUCAUUUUUGAUGUCACUAUCGUGUCCCAAUCCUUUAUCUACCGAGGCAAGCCUCCGCGUCGGCGGGGCCGUGGUGCAUCUAUCGCACACAGAGCUUCCCUCGCUGAAGAGCAAGCUUGUUUGUUAGGAGGGGAUGCUCUUUCUGGUUCAUACUACGGUGGUAGAAGUGCAAGUGUUGUACGGCACUCCAGGAGUCGGACCUCCGCGCCAACAAUGCGCAUCCCAUCACCGUCUCCACCAGUUAGCAACCAACAAUUCGCGGAACCGCAACCUGAUCAUCUCCGCGCCUUUGUACUCGAUUACCUCUGCCAUAACUGUUACACAGGGACUGCGCAGGCAUUCGCGAGGGAUACCGCCGUAAGGCACCUCGACAAGGAUGGAGACGAAAUCACGUCGCCUGACAGAAGGUUGCAGGGGACCUCAGCAGACCUGACGGAUGACGGCCUCCGGAGAAUACGGCGUCGUGAAGAAAUACGAACAGAAAUUCUCUCGGGGCGAAUAGAUGAGGCCACUGACCUCCUGAACGAGCACUUCCCCAGCGUCCUUGCCUCGUCAAGUGGAUCAUCCUCAGAAACGUCGUCUUCCAUUGAUUCUUCGCCUGACCGUAUAGAGUACACCUCCCGCACAGUCUUGGACCCGACACUCCUUUCACUUAACCUCCGUAUUCAUGCUUUCAUCGAAGCCUGCCGUACCCUCCCCCUUCCCUAUGUCCCGCCUCAUCGGACGACACCCGUAGCGACCCCAGAACCCCCGACGAAUAUAUCCCGUGCCCCUGACCCUAUGGCUGAUGAGCGUUAUCAAACAGAGCUGAUACUGCGUGCGCAAAAGCUUUAUGCGCUGGUGGAACUAUUACAGAAACCAGAAGACCGAGCAACGUAUUUGAAGGAACUAGAGAAUGUCGGCGGCCUUCUCGCAUACAAGGUGCCAGAGCAUAGCCCGAUGUCCAAAUAUCUUGACCAGGCAAGACGAGAACGUGUUGCAGACCAGAUCAACCGUGCAAUACUCUAUCACAGCAACUUACUGUCUGUGUCUCACUUGGAAGUUGCCGUGCGAUAUAAUUCUUGUCUCUGGGCAGCAUUGAACGAACUGCAUAUCAGAGUUCCUGCAAACUCCAGUAGACCUGCAGGAGUCAUCCUUCCACCAAAGCCUCCCAGCAGGAGUGCGUCAACUUCAGGAGAGAAGAAACCGACUGUUGAGUACUUGCCACCAUUUGAUCUGGGCUUAUUUCUUGAUGCUCGGGUAUGA
Molecule: messenger RNA, 2559 nt
Organism: Suillus clintonianus
Lineage: Eukaryota; Fungi; Basidiomycota; Agaricomycetes; Boletales; Suillaceae
Product: CTLH/CRA C-terminal to lish motif domain-containing protein
Exons: 11
Coding region: 1-2559 (852 amino acids)
Molecular function (GO): protein binding
Source: RefSeq, a predicted model, not a curated record